Messenger RNA from Hyaloscypha bicolor E, 351 nucleotides. Its product is annotated as putative 40S ribosomal protein S20. NCBI's taxonomy places the organism in Eukaryota, Fungi, Ascomycota, Leotiomycetes, Helotiales, Hyaloscyphaceae. The record is from RefSeq and is a predicted model, not a curated record. The transcript has 3 exons. Bases 1 to 351 code for a protein of 116 amino acids. Gene Ontology annotation, molecular function: structural constituent of ribosome. Gene Ontology annotation, cellular component: cytosolic small ribosomal subunit; ribosome. Gene Ontology annotation, biological process: translation.
AUGUCCUAUCAAAAGCCAGAGAAGGAGUUUGGCGAAGGCCCGAAAACCCACAAGAUCCGCAUCACCCUGACCUCCCGCAAAGUCCAAUCCCUCGAGAAGGUCUGCCAGGAGCUCAUCGAGCGUGCCAAGGGCAAGGAACUCCGCGUCAAGGGCCCCGUCCGUCUCCCGACCAAGACCCUCAAGGUCACCACCCGAAAGACACCCUGCGGUGAAGGAUCCAAGACCUGGGAUACCUUCGAGAUGAGAAUCCACAAGCGUUUGAUUGAUCUUAAUGCUCCUACCGAAGUUGUCAAGCAGAUCAUCAUCAACAUUGAGGCUGGUGUCGAGGUUGAAGUCACGAUUGCUGCUUAA